Molecule: messenger RNA, 1941 nt
Organism: Daldinia caldariorum
Lineage: Eukaryota; Fungi; Ascomycota; Sordariomycetes; Xylariales; Hypoxylaceae
Product: beta-lactamase family protein
Exons: 4
Coding region: 261-1757 (498 amino acids)
Source: RefSeq, a predicted model, not a curated record
CAGGCGUUAGAAUCGGUUUCCAAUAGUCUAUAUUAAGUGACUAUAUCCUUGUUGUGUCUUACGACGUCUGCAUAUUUACCGGUAUAUGACUCAAGUAUUCGAGCUGACCGAGUGAGUAACUAGAGGUAGUUGGAUAGUAUUGCCUGCACAUAUCAAACUCGUAAACCUUAGUUUCACGCGAGCCUAGGUAGGCAGUGUUGUAUUGCCAACGUGUCAUAACACUUCACAAUUCAUCAUUGCUAUUGUACCUAUCGCCCAUCAUGGACGUCUUCCACUCCGAAGCCUUUUCUUCCAAAAUCAAGAAGCUGAUGGAAGAAAACCACGUACCUGGGUUCUCCAUCGCCAUUGUUCACGGCGACAAAGUCGCUUCUGCCGGUUACGGAUACGCCGAUGUGGAAUUGUCGAAGCCGUGUACGGCGGAUACGCUUUUCGACAUCGCAUCCUCUUCGAAGUCACUAACUGCGGCGGCCGUCGCGCUGCUCACGGAUGACGACGAGAAGUAUCCCGAGGUGCGGUACGAGGCUAUCGUGUCGCACCUGCUACCAGAUGACUUCGUAAUGCCCAAGCCCAAGUACACGGAGAGCGUUACUGUUGAGGAUAUCUUGAGCCACAGGUCUGGCAUGCCUCGUCAUGAUCUUUCUUAUUUCGGUCAGCAGGCAUCCCGCCCUGAUAAUUUACGAUCCGUCACCAGAAACUUGCGAAAUUUGGCAGUGGCCGCCCCUUUGCGGGUGAAGUACAUGUACUGUAACAUGAUGUAUACGGUAGCGGCGCAUCUGAUAGAGGUGAAGGCUCAGCAGAGCUUCUCUAGUUUCUUAGAAGAGCGCUUCUUCCAGCCCUUGGGUAUGGAGUCAACUAGCGUCCAGCCGUCGAGAGCUCGGGCAAAGGGAUUCGGAGAGCGCAUGGCUAAGGGGCACUACUGGGACAAGGAGAAGUCGACCAAUUGUGGAUUCGAGGCUCCGGAGUGUCCAGAAGGUGAAGGGGCAGGUUCGAUUAGCACCAGCGCAAAUGACUUCAUCAAAUGGGCCAAAGCAUUGCUCCGCAACGAGGGACCUAUAAGCAAAGAGGUGUAUGAAGGUCUAGUGCGGUUGCGUACCAUAACGAAUCCCGAUGCCAAAGGACUAGAACCGUUUGAAUCCCCAGUAUUCUAUACUGCUGGGCUGGAGGUAUACUAUUAUCGAGGACACACGGUAGUGGGACAUGACGGGAUGAUAACCGGAUUUCAAAGCCUUUUCUUCUUCCUACCCGAGCUGGACUUGGGAGUGGUAAUGUUUUCGAACUCGGCAGACGCGGAUCCUAUACAUAGCUUCGUACGUCGGGAAUUGAUUGACGCAGUACUGAGGGAAAGGGGUGAAUUUCCUGCUGAGAGUUUGUCCCUGAAUGAGAAGGAGAAGGACAAGAAAAGCGAAGAGCCCGAGAAAAAGAAAGACGAAGAGCCACAGCCCCAGGUAACGCCGUUGAAUGCGUACGUAGGAACGUACUGGAACCCAGGUUAUCACUCUUUUACGGUCCAACUUAAAGACGAGAAGCUUUUCAUCGACGCCGGCGACCGCUCUUUUGGUAGCACGCUUACAUUUGAACAUAAAUCGGACCAGACGAAGUAUAUCGCCCACCUGAGGGAUAAUUAUGAAGGUGAAGACGAAGAGCUCAGGGCCGAAUUCGUUUUCGAAGGCGACCGAGCUAUGAAAUUGGGGAUACUCAUUGAACCAGAAUUAAAGGAUGAGUUGAUAUGGUUUAGUAGAUCUGAGGGAGAUGCCUAACGGAUUUUAUUAAUCUACAUUUCACCGAGUAUUCAUCCUGUGUGGUUACUUUGAAGUGUUCAACUUGACGUUACAGGAUUUCUGGUAUUUUAAGGCAGCAUUCUAAGGCGGUAAGGUAUAGCUCUUUGUGCCUUACGCAUCUGCCUGAAUUUUUUUUUCUGCCUGUUCCAUUAAAUAAAUUCUU